UAUUUGGACGUAACUGAAAAUCCAGCACCGCACAUGACUGACGUGUAGCUAAAAGAAGCAAAAAGGUAAAAGAGUAAAGUGCACUUACAAGCUGAACCAAGUUAAAUCUCAUCCAUUCUCUCAAAGUCACCUCUGUACAUACACCCUCACCCCCGCUACCCCACCCCACCCCACCUCAAACUCUGAUGGAGAAGUUGCCACCUGAACUUUUUCUCAGAAUUUUCUGUCUCUUGGAUCACCGUAAUCUUGCAGCUGCUCAAUUGGUUUGCAGGAGGUGGAAAGUCUUGGGUUCAGAUAACAACUUAUGGUGUGAUCUCUUCAUAGAGAGAUGGGGAUCAGAUCAAGCCACUUUUUAUGCCCCUUCAGAUUCCAAGCCAUGGAAACAUGUCUAUAUGGUUCAAGAUCGUUGUGAUCGCAAUGGACUGGGAUUGAAGAUUAUAAGGGAAGGAGAUGAUUACUACCUUAUACACCAGGGGGAAAUUCAGAGACAUUUAGGUUCAAGAACAAUGAAAAUUGAAGAUAUAUCUCAUUCACCUGACUAUAAAGAUGAUAAGGAGGAACCUAAUUUAAGCAUAUUGGACAAGAUCCUUUUCUUCAUUGGGGACUUGGAAUCUGCUAAUAUCCAGGCUAAACGAAGCAGAUUGGUGUAAAGAACUUUUCUUUUUUCAAUAACGAUAGUAUCUGAAUCAGUUUAUGUGCACCUUGAUUAUUUUGGAUGGCUCUGCCAACCGAAGCUUAGGCAAAUGUGAAGAAAUCGCUUUAACAUUUUUUUGUAUCUUCAUCGUAUUUUUAGUUUUGUGUAAUGGUAAUAUUUCAAUAUUUUUGUAAGUGUUUGUAUGCAAUAUGAUGUAUUCAUUAAUCUUUGAAUGUAAUUUUAAGUCCCAACUUCGUCUGUAUCCAAGUACAUUGUAGUUAUUGAAGGAAAUUUUCUUUCUA
This is a messenger RNA of Lycium barbarum (goji berry), 936 nucleotides long. RefSeq lists its product as uncharacterized. The transcript is spliced from 3 exons. Gene Ontology annotation, cellular component: SCF ubiquitin ligase complex. The coding region runs from base 186 to 650 and encodes 154 amino acids. NCBI's taxonomy places the organism in Eukaryota, Viridiplantae, Streptophyta, Magnoliopsida, Solanales, Solanaceae. Gene Ontology annotation, molecular function: protein binding. Gene Ontology annotation, biological process: SCF-dependent proteasomal ubiquitin-dependent protein catabolic process. The record is from RefSeq and is a predicted model, not a curated record.